Messenger RNA from Anguilla anguilla (European eel), 2942 nucleotides. RefSeq names its product nuclear distribution protein nudE-like 1-B. Gene Ontology annotation, cellular component: kinesin complex; kinetochore; centrosome. Gene Ontology annotation, molecular function: microtubule binding. Gene Ontology annotation, biological process: regulation of neuron projection development; centrosome localization; cell migration. The transcript is spliced from 10 exons. NCBI's taxonomy places the organism in Eukaryota, Metazoa, Chordata, Actinopteri, Anguilliformes, Anguillidae. The coding region runs from base 148 to 1131 and encodes 327 amino acids. The record is from RefSeq and is a predicted model, not a curated record.
GUGGUCUCGAGUGUGCCGGAAGCUGUGCUUGUAACUCCCUGGAGUCAGGCUGCAGUUUUAUUUCUAGUGAACGCUAGGAGACGACGGGAAUGUAUUAAGACCGGGAUACGCGGAUACACUACAUGGAAAUGACAAGGCUGGUUUGCCAUGGACACAGAGAUGAUACCCAAGUUCUCCUCGAAAGACGAGGAAAUUGAUUACUGGAAGGCCCUUUCGCUCAAGUACAAGAACAGUUACCAGGACGCCCAUGAGGAGCUGCUGGAGUUCCAGGAGGGCAGCAGGGAGCUGGAGGCGGAGCUGGAGGCGCAGCUGGGCCAGGCGGAGAGCCGCAUCCGAGACCUCCAGGCGGAGAACCAGAGGCUGAAGAGCGAGGUGGAGAACCUGAAGGAGAAGCUGGAGCAGCAGUACUCGCAGAGCUACAAGCAGAUCUCCGUGCUGGAGGACGACCUGGGCCAGACGCGCGGCAUCAAGGAGCAGCUGCACAAAUACGUGCGCGAGCUGGAGCAGGCCAACGACGACCUGGAGAGAGCCAAGAGAGCCACCAUCGUGUCCCUGGAGGACUUUGAGCAGAGGCUGAACCAGGCCAUAGAGAGGAACGCCUUCCUGGAGAGCGAGCUGGACGAGAAGGAGUCCCUCCUGGUCUCCGUGCAGAGACUCAAGGACGAGGCCAGAGACCUGCGGCAGGAGCUGGCGGUGAGGGAGAGGAACACCGACGUCACCAGGAUGUCGGCGCCCAGCUCGCCCACGCUGGACUGCGGCGACAAGAUGGACUCCGCCGUGCAGGCCUCCCUGUCCCUCCCGGCCACGCCCAUCGCCAAGAACAUGGACAACGCCUUCGCCAACUCCAAAGUGCUAGCCAACGGCUGCGGUGGCUCUCCGCUGACACCCUCUGCAAGGAUAUCGGCGCUCAAUAUCGUGGGCGAUCUUCUUCGGAAAGUUGGGGCUCUGGAGUCCAAACUGGCGGCAUGUCGAAACUUCGCCAAGGACCAGGCGGCGCGGAAGAGCUUCGCCGCGGGCAACGGCACCCUGCUCAACAGCAACGCCGCCAAGUUCUCCCACUCGCUCCACACCACCUACUUCGACAAAGCGAGAGAGAGGGUCAUUUUCCCUGCGUUUGUUAUGGGGCAGUGAACGGACUGGAUCCCGGCGCCCUCACGGCCAUCGCCGCUCCCCGCUCUGCGUCCCCGCCCAGCCUGCUGCCACUCAGCGUGUGACCCCGCCCCCCACCCUGCCCUAAGCCCCGCCUCCCAAACCAUGCCACCCCACACUACACCACCGCUUCACAAAGGAACAGGCCUGAGGCUUGAUGGACAGCAGUAUGCGGUCACAGGACAGGACUGGGCUGCAGGACAGACUGGACCAGCUUUUAUAAGCCCCGCCCCUCUCAUCACUGGCCGCGCCCCCCUUGCCCUGCCUCCACCCGCCCUGGUGUGUCGGUACACGCGGGUCAGUGUAUAUCUGCUUUCACGUACGUGUGUACAUGUGUGUACAGUCUGUGUCUGUAUACUCGUAUGUAUGUAAAUAUGCACACUCAAAACACGCACAUUUUCGUUUUGAAGUCUUCUCCGCAGAGACGCAGCAGCUUCCAGCUGAGUAGUUUCGAGCGGCUUAUUUCUAAUAAUAUCUCACUUCACCAAAAAAAAAAACUGACAACGGUCCUCGUCCGAGUUUUGCUUCCCAGUUGCACAACUGAAAACAACAAAAUUUCAGAAUUAUACACUAAAUUAUACACUAAAAAGACAUAUAAAGGGAUUUCAUUAAUCGGUUGAGUUAUGUAGCCUAUAGCAUAUAUUCUUGUUCAUGUUGUAAUUAAUUAUCUCCUUGCGGCAGCUGAGGUGAGGAGGAUGAAGAGUAAGCCGCACAGAUGGCCCUAGUGACUUUAUCGGGGGAAAAAGACACGUUGCACUUUACUUUUUUCUUUUCCCCCCCACCUCAGAUUCUCAUGCGAACGGGAGUACACGGUGCAGCAGGUUUGUAGGAACAGCCCUCAGAGUUAGGUAGCCUGGACCUGUGGCUGUCACUCCAAACCGCUUUUAUUUCCGAUCGAACGUCUCCCUCCUCCACCCCGCUACUACACAGUCCCACCUAGAGGCUAUGUUUCCCUGCCAGCAACCUUACGAAACGGACAGUUUUGUUUUUGUUAUAAUUUAUUUAUUUAUGAAUUAGUUGAUUCGCAUUUUCCUGAGUCCUCAUAGUCUUAACACACGGUUCCGCUCGUUCAGCACUCUGACGGAGAUGAACCCUCCCCCCGCUCACCCGCCAGCUCAGCUUUCAAAAGCUAAAACCGUAUUGGUCAUGCUGAUGGUUUCACACACACUAAAGUUUGGGUUGAAUAUGAAUAGUAUACAGUGCGUAGAUGUGUCGCGACCAAUUCGCCACUUGAACCCUAUUGUGUGUCGAUGAACUCACUUUGUACACGUGUUCACUGUGCCUCUUCAUUUUUGCUUUUGUUUUUUUGUUUCGUUAACUUCAGUUCAUUUAGUUUUUUUUUUUUUUUCAACAAAGUUUGUGAAGUUGAUCUGGGUUCUCUGCUCUAUUUUAAAUACUGUAGUAUCCACCAUUUUGGCACCAGUUUGAAUCCUGAGGAAGGAGAUAUUUGGAGCACUUGGAGUCUGAUAUCAGCUUUAUUCUGAAAGAAAUCCUUUAUCUGUACAGUCCACAUGGCUUUGUCUCUUCUCAUCAAACACAAUUCCGCCUGUCCAUAUGCUCCAGUGUACAUAGGUGUGCGAGCAUUGCAACUUUGCCCGAGAUAUUUGUGUAUAUUUCAAUACAUAUAUAUAAAUACCAGUUUUGGGCAUUGUGGCAUUAUUUAUUUCAGAUUGUUUUGGGCAUGUACUCAAAUGAGGAAGUGUAUAUUAUAAUACAUCUAUGAAAGGUCAUAUAUCAUGAUGUGGAGUUGGUUGUUUAAUUCUCAAGAUAAUAAAAGGUAUUUACAAACCAAA